CAUUUAAUCGUAACGCGCGCGUGUUUAACUUUGACAAAAUAUAUAUACUUAAAAUAUGGCAUAUGCCAAAUUUUUGCUUAUCUUUGCUUUCGCAGCUUUUUCUCUAACAGGAGUCUAUGGACAUGGAAUGCUUAUGGAACCUGUGAAUAGAGCAAGUGCUUGGAGAAAAGGCUUUAAAACACCUAUUAAUUAUGAUGAUGAUGGAAAUUAUUGCGGCGGUCUAUCUGUACAAAUAAGUAAUAAUGGCAAAUGUGGUCUCUGUGGUGACGAUUAUAGAAUGCCACAGCCUAGACCAAAUGAAAAUGGCGGAACGUAUGGAGUUGGUACUAUCGUUAAAACCUACAAAGCAGGUCAAAUGAUUGAACUGGUGGUCAAAUUAACUGCGAAUCAUAUGGGUCAUUUUCAGUAUUCAAUUUGCCCCUUAAACUACGACAAAGAAUUAGAAACUGAAGAAUGUUUCGCCGAACAUCUAUUGAAACUGACAGAUGGCAACAAUAAAUACGUAUUAAAAAGUUCUAAUAGUGGAAUUUAUAAGAUGAACGCUUAUUUGCCACAGGACCUUACUUGUGAACACUGUGUACUCAGAUGGGAAUAUACUGCUGCAAAUAAUUGGGGCAAAUGUGAAGAUGGCACUCAUAAGAUGGGUUGCGGACCACAGGAAACUUUCAAAACUUGCUCUGAUAUUCGUAUAGUGCCUUAAUAAUCUUUUAACAAAAAAAUGUAAGGCCUGGUCUACAAUACAUGGAGUAAGCAAGGAAUAAGAAGUAAGAAUAAGGUAAUUUCCUUCUGCACUGUGAUUGACCGAGCAGGAGUAGAAGUAAGACGAAAUGAAAAUAAAUUAUUUCGCUUACGUUCUUACGCCAGCUUUCUUACACUGAAUUAACCCUUUUAUGCCUGGUCUUACUUCUUAUUCCAUGAUUACUCCAGCUAUUGUAGACCAGGCCUAAUAGUGAAAUGUAUGUGUAUGAAAAGAUUUAAAAAAAACUACACUGGCAUAAACCUUCUAAAACGGCAUUCUCUUAUUUCUCAAAAAUUAAACAUUGCAUUUCAUUUUAUAAUGUUUAAUAAU
This is a messenger RNA of Monomorium pharaonis (pharaoh ant), 1069 nucleotides long. RefSeq lists its product as uncharacterized. Lineage: Eukaryota; Metazoa; Arthropoda; Insecta; Hymenoptera; Formicidae. The transcript is spliced from 4 exons. The record is from RefSeq and is a predicted model, not a curated record. The coding region runs from base 56 to 700 and encodes 214 amino acids.